This is a messenger RNA of Ceratitis capitata (Mediterranean fruit fly), 3981 nucleotides long. RefSeq lists its product as hypothetical. The transcript is spliced from 9 exons. The record is from RefSeq and is a predicted model, not a curated record. The coding region runs from base 122 to 3820 and encodes 1232 amino acids. Lineage: Eukaryota; Metazoa; Arthropoda; Insecta; Diptera; Tephritidae.
GUAGCAAUCAGCUGUUCGGAAUUGUUUGUAUGCAGUAUUGCUAAAUUUCUUGUAAAAUGUAUAAAAUGCAUAUAACGUAAUAAUUUAUGCUGCGUGUAGUAUAUUCAACAAAAGCUGAAAAAUGGAUGUGAUUUUGCCAUAUAAUACACGAAACAGAGACCAUUUCUGUGAUUGUGCGUUAAAAAUUGGAUUUCAUGAAUUUGUUGCGCUCAAAUUUUUUUAUACAAUGAAAGACUCCGAUUUGGAUGUCUUUCAACUGAUGGCACGUGAGCGUUUGGAGUUAUUACUAUACGGUUGGGAGGUGUGCCAAACGCAUUGGGAUGAGUUAACAAAUAAGGACUUUGUGCCACCGUAUUUACGUACCGUUGUAAAACAAAUGAUGCAGUAUUCUUUAGAUAUUUGGUUUAGCAAUGAAUGGGAGGAGUGUAAACCACACUUCAAAGCUAUGCUUAUUGUUUGCAUUAGACGUGCUAAAGAAAUGCUAACGAAAAUAUAUGGCAAAGAUGUAUUCCAAUGGGAUUAUGUACUGCAAUUGGGUAUAAAACCUUGGGACAAACCAUAUUUAAAGCAGUUUAUAGCUUGUAAUAGCAAUCUAGAGAGAAGUUUGAAAACGUCAAGUGAGCAUGUCGAAGCGCCAUUAGAUGCUAAAGAUAUUGAACAUUUACAAAUGGAAGGUCCAGUAUUAAUAUUACUACGUCUUAUUAAGCUAUUUGACGCUGGAUUUCUCGAAGGCGCUCGUAAAUUGUCAAUACGUACUAUUGCUGCAUGGAAUCACACUUUUAAACAAUUAAAGCAGCAAACAAAAAAUGAACGCCCAGAAGUGAAUAUUCAGGACAAAAGAAGUUUAAUACUUAUUUGCCAUAUAUAUUUAAUGGCUAUAUAUGAAAUGGAUGACAUACGUGGAUUUGUCAUUGAUAAUGUGGUAAAUAACAUACGUUUUUACUAUCAAAACAUGAUGGAAACAGAAAGUGUAAAUGAAAGUCCAGAGGAGCAAAAAGAGUAUACAGCAGCUCGAUAUAUUGCCACAACCUGCAUUAAUCUGAAUAUUACUAGUAAUGAGUUCAUUGAUGCCUUCAUACAUGACUCGUACGAUGAAAAUUUCGUCAGCCUUUUUGGUGUUGUAUCACAAUCAUACAAGAGUUACCUACUAGGUAAUUUACUAAUGGAAAUGAAUAAGUUGAAUGAGGAUGAUUUCAAAAAGCGCAUUGAGGACUUCAAGCAUAUAAUACAUUUAUAUAUAAUUGAACGUGAGCGCAGUGAAAUAUUUAUGUUGGGUGAAUUGAAUAAGGCAGAAAUGAAGCGCCGUAGCCAUAGCAUAUUCAAGACUAAGGAAAAUAUGACAAAUUUUUGUUCAAAAAUGUGUAAAGGAAAUCGUUUAAGUAAUAUUGGCAGUAGUGAGCAUACAGAGGAAGGCGAGCAGAAAGUUGCCACGUUGGAAGAGAACAGUGAUCGACGUGUAGAUCCAGUUUUUCAACAUCUACCAAAUAAUGAGGAGGUACUCAAUUAUGUUUACGUUGUGCUGGUGAAAAGGACUCAUCGUGGCUGGUAUUUCGGUAAGCUCAUAGUCUUGCUGAAGAUUAUCGGAUUGCAGCUGAAUGCAAUAGAAACCUGGCGUUAUCAUCCUGGUUUAACACCAGAGUUUUUGCUUAAUCUCGAAGUUAAACUCUCCCGACACUUUGAAGAUCUGGCCAAUAUAUUCCAUGUACAUCUUUUUAUGGAACAAGAGUUCUGGUUAACUGGGUUUUAUCUGAAUCCAUGCAAAAAGUACUAUGAGAGCGUUAUACGAAGUGGCAUGCGUUCGAAUCGUCUCAGUCACCGUUUCGAAACUGGCGAAAACUAUGACGAUGAGGAAAGGUUUGAAACCAGAAAAGAUCGGCGCGAUAAGGGCGACAAAGGCGAAAAAGUGAAUGCCAUAAAUGCCAAGUAUGGACUGCUCAGCUCAACAAUAGAUGUAAAAGAAAUAUUGAAAUUAGCAAAUCACGAAGCACCCGAUGUUGAUUAUGAACAAUUAUUUAAAGCUUUGCAAGUUUUUAAAUUGCCUGAUAAUACGAUUAAAGACUUACUCACCGUCAUUUUUCUGCCACGAAAUAAGAGUUUCGCUUGGUCGCUGAAUUGGGUGGAAUUGCGUAAGCGUUGCAAGAGUUUGCUCAGGGAUGCCGAGCAAAAGCGCCGCUUCAUAGAGCUAAAUAUGGCUGAGGCUAAUGAUCGACUGAAAUUUUUGAAAGUUGAUUAUGAAAAAUAUAAACAUCGACCACAAUUGGAUUACGGCAGCAUCGAGCAGGGUUAUGAGAAUAAGAAUGCGCCGAAUUUCAGCAAGGACAGUAGCGAUGAGAAUGACGAUGAGGACUCGGAGGAUUUUGAGGCGGACUCGGACUUGGAUGACCCAGCCAAGCAUGAGCCAAAGAAAAACGAUCACUCAAAACUUUUCGACGAUUACUUCAUGAGUACACGGCGCACUAGAGCACGUGCAGCCGCCAUGAUUGCAAAUGUGUUGGAGAAGGAUGAAUUUCCAGACGUGGAAAUGAAGGAAGGCGAAUCAAAAAAGUCAACUGAUGGCACUGAAGAGGCGGUAAAAGUAGUUGGCAAUAAUACUGACACAACUACAAAAGAAUCUAAGCGUGAUUUUGAUGAAAUUCUACAAGAACGUACGGUCUUUGAUAACAGUACGAAUGGUUUUAAUCCAUUUCCGGAUAUAUGGAGUUUGAAUGGGCAAGAAUUAAAAGUCGUUGAGAAUAAGGUUCCACAUUUAGAGACCAGUGAUUUAUUUAGCAAGUCAGCAAAAUUGGAAAUAUUGAAAAAGAAAGCGAGCGAAUUGCUUAAUCAGCAGAAAUUAAAGAGCCAUGUAAUUGAAGUAGCGAUUAAGCAGGAGAUGGAAGAAAACCAGCAGCCCAAGGGUUGGCGAGAAGAUAAUUCGCGAAGAUCUUCUAAGGGCGAUGGAUCUAAUAAGAAACAAAAUCAAGAAAUCAGCGAUGCUGAAAUGCACGAUGAUGAGAGCGACGUUUCUACAACUGCACGCCGUGACAGUGACGAAAUAAAUGAUUUCAGCAAAGACGAGCAAGGUGAUGAUGACAAAGAGUCCAAAAGUCCCAAAAAGCCGAUGCAACAUGCAAAAACGUGUAUAAAAGUGGAAGGCAACAGCAGUGAAGGCGAUUUAGAAGCACAGGCGAGUGCCAUGAAAUACGAAAAAUUGCUAGAAAUGUUUACACAAAAGAAAUUGCGUGUACAUGUACGCAGACUCCGAGUGUCUGAUGUUCAAAAACUGCGACAACCAAGCGUUCGUUUGAAGCGCAUCGAUCUGCGAGCUGUGGCCGAACGUGUGUCCCAGCUGCGACGUGCCGAGCGGAAAGUGUACGUGGAUUCCGAUGACACAACCAAAUCGAGCGGCGGUAGUUCGUUUAUUGGUGAGCAUACCUUAUUAGAUACGCUCAAAAGUCGCUUAUACUCCUCUGAGUCGUCAACUGAUUCUGAGGAUUACAAACAAAAGCGUCGUAUAAACCGUCCGACACGUGGUAGACCUUCAGGCUCAGGAGUGCAUGCUCACUCCCAGCGUGACGAAACGAAAAGCUUAAAGGUGACGCCACGCAGUGCAAGUGGUUUGAAAUUUCGUAUUUCAAGCAAUGUUGCAACGACAAGUGCUUCAGCUGCUACAAGUACAAAGCCCUCUCCCUUGCCAAUUAUCGAUUACAUACAGAUAUCGUCCUCGUCAUCAUCGGAUGAAAUCGACCCUUACAGCCAUUUGGAGCCGGUGCAAGAGGAUCUUGUAAUGGAAGCUGAUCCACUCUAUGAGGAGGAAAUAGCUAUAUUUAGAUAUAGUCAAUGAAUUGAAAGUAGACGAUAAGUAUUUAUGAAAAAGGGUAUAUGCAUCAAUUUCAACAUUAUUUUAUUGUAAUAUAAGCUGUUUUGGCAAACAACAAACUAAGCUUCACAGUAUGUCAUUAUAAUUACUGUAUGAAUAAUAAAUUAUUUACGUUUUAUAAUGCA